Messenger RNA from Racocetra persica, 300 nucleotides. The record is from the annotation of a GenBank genome assembly. Lineage: Eukaryota; Fungi; Glomeromycota; Glomeromycetes; Diversisporales; Gigasporaceae.
UCCACAACAUAAAAAUGAAACCCCUACUCCCCUACCUUUAUCUAGUUCUCCUGAUAUCUCGAUUUUAGAUUCUCCUAUCAACUAUUUCUACCUAGAUUUUAGUUCUGAUGCAAAUGAUGAUAUCGACGAAGAUAAUCAAAGGACAAAAAUAAGGAAAGGGAAAAAUAGUAGAUGUAAGGUUAAAUACCUUUAUGAUGAAGUGGAAAACACUUACCUUGAGGAAGAAGCCAUCAAACCUGACCCCUGUGGAUGUAUUAAGUCUGGAGUCCAGACAACAUUUUCAGCUCCAGAAAUUUCUAG